AUGCCCGGAAGCAAGAGUGAUCAGUGUGAGAGGAGCUCUGGGGCUGGGUCUCCUACACAGAGCUGUGUCUACAAGCUCCCCAAGAGGAACCUCAGCCUCUCUGAUGCUGGGACUUACUACUGUGCUGUGGCCACCUAUGUGACACAAACUGAAAGAAUCGUUCAGCCAGAUCUCCUGGUGACGGCUGAGCUGGGAGACGAUGUCACUCUGCAGUGCUUCUAUCCCAGAGAUCAAACCUCUUACUUAUCAUGGUACAAGCAAACGGUGGGACAGAAUCCUGAGCUCAUAUCAUCAUCAUAUAAACACAGUCAGGAUGUUCUCUUUUAUAAUGGGUUUAAAGAUAGCCCACGCUUCACAGUUCAUGGUGGAGAAGGAAGGAACCAUCUGACCAUCUCAAAUCUGCAACCCUCAGACUCAGCGAUGUAUUACUGUGGAAGAACACAAGUAAAUAAACUGGAAUUUGAAAAAGGAAUAUUUCUAAUCCUAAAAGGUUCAAAGUCAAAAAAUAGGACAGUAGUGCAGCAGCCCGUGUCUGAGCCAGUGCAGCCAGGAGACUCUGUGACUCUGCAGUGUACAAUAGACACUGAGACCUGUGCAGGAGAACACAGUGUGUACUGGUUCAGACGGGGCUCAGGAGAGUCCUCUCCAGGAGUCAUUUACACCCAUGGAAACAGCAGUGAUCAGUGUGAGAGGAGCUCAGGGGCUGGGUCUCCUACACAGAGCUGUGUCUACAAGCUCCCCAAGAGGAACCUCAGCCCCACUGAUUCUGGGACUUACUACUGUGCUGUGGCCACCUGUGGGGAAAUCCUGUUUGGGAACGGGACCAAACUGGAAUUAGGUAAGCAACACUGUUAA
Megalops cyprinoides (Indo-Pacific tarpon) is the source of this 855-nucleotide messenger RNA. RefSeq lists its product as uncharacterized. The coding region runs from base 1 to 855 and encodes 284 amino acids. NCBI's taxonomy places the organism in Eukaryota, Metazoa, Chordata, Actinopteri, Elopiformes, Megalopidae. The transcript has 3 exons. The record is from RefSeq and is a predicted model, not a curated record. Gene Ontology annotation, biological process: response to bacterium.